This is a messenger RNA of Acaulospora morrowiae, 612 nucleotides long. Lineage: Eukaryota; Fungi; Glomeromycota; Glomeromycetes; Diversisporales; Acaulosporaceae. The record is from the annotation of a GenBank genome assembly.
AUGGGAUUUUUCGAAAAAUCCAACAAAACGAUAAUUACAGAAUAUUUGGGUAUGUUAAUUCCUUCUCUUCAAUGGGGAAGAGGUCGUGAAGACAACAGAAACGAGGCUGACUCUAAUGAUACUCUGAAAACUAUUAAUUCUCAUUAUUCCCAUCUUAACGAACUGAUAGAUCAAUGCGUUCUUAAGGAAGAAGAAGACUGGGGAUUGGUAAUUUCCGCUUGUGAUGCAGUUAAUGCAUCGGAUAACGGCGCAAAAGAAGCGGUGAAAUUCAUUAAGAAGAAAUUAUCCAAACAGCAACCUUCCAAUGUACAAUAUAGAGCUCUAAGCAUAUUGAGAGCUAUGGCAGAUAAUUGUGGGGCAAAGUUUCAUGCCGAAAUUGCAUCAAAAAAGUUUUUGGAUGAGCUAGAGCUUGUGGCAAUCUCUACUCAAACUGAUCCUCUCGUCAGGCAAAAGUUAAUCGAAGUAUUGGGAGAUUUAUCUGUGAUGUUUGAAAACGAACCGAGCUUGUGGCAGGUUUCUUACCUCUUCGGCAGGCUCGCCGGUGUAUCAGUUAAACGUCAAUCGAACGCCAUUGAUCCUCAACAAUACUCGAACCCCACGAGAACUACACCC